Messenger RNA from Colletotrichum karsti, 1389 nucleotides. Its product is annotated as WD domain-containing protein. The record is from RefSeq and is a predicted model, not a curated record. The transcript is spliced from 3 exons. Gene Ontology annotation, biological process: microtubule organizing center organization; nuclear migration; establishment of mitotic spindle orientation. Gene Ontology annotation, molecular function: microtubule plus-end binding; dynein complex binding. The coding region runs from base 1 to 1389 and encodes 462 amino acids. Gene Ontology annotation, cellular component: cytoplasmic microtubule; nuclear envelope; microtubule associated complex. Lineage: Eukaryota; Fungi; Ascomycota; Sordariomycetes; Glomerellales; Glomerellaceae.
AUGAGCCAAAUCUUGACCUCCCGGCAGGCUGAAGAGCUGCACAAGGCCAUUAUCGCGUACCUCUCCUCAAGCAACCUCCCGAAUGCCGCCAACGCCCUGAGGGAGGAGCUGCAGAUCGGCGAGGCCUUCGACGCCGCAACUUCCAAGAAAUACGAGGGUCUCCUGGAGAAGAAAUGGACCAGUGUCGUGAGGCUACAAAAAAAGAUAAUGGAACUAGAGUCCCGAACUGCCUCCUUGCAAUCAGAAAUCGACAACGCGACGCCGACCUCUCUGUCUCGACGAAAUCAAGAUCCUGCCAGCUGGCUUCCACGUUCUCCUGCUCGACACACCCUCCAAUCCCACCGAGACCCCAUCACUUGCGUCGCCUUCCAUCCCGUCUUCUCGUCUCUGGCGUCGGGGUCGGAAGACUACACCAUCAAAAUCUGGGACUGGGAACUGGGCGAGCUGGAGAGAACUAUCAAGGGUCAUACCAAAGCCGUGCUGGAUGUCGAUUUUGGAGGUCCCCGGGGUGCCACGUUGCUGGCUUCUUGUUCCAGCGACUUGACGAUUAAGCUUUGGGACCCUUCAGACGAGUACAAAAACAUCCGAACGUUGCCCGGGCAUGAUCAUAGUGUCAGUGCGGUCAGGUUUAUUCCAUCGGGAGCUGCAGGCGCUGGGAGCUCAGGAAAUCUCCUCGUUUCCGCCAGUCGCGACAAAACGCUGCGCAUCUGGGACGUUUCCACCGGGUACUGCGUCAAGACACUAAGGGGACACGCCGAUUGGGUUCGCGAUGUUUGCCCUUCGCCCGACGGGCGUUUCCUCCUCUCGGCCGGGAACGAUCAAACUGGACGUCUCUGGGAUAUCAGCGCUGCCAAUCCCGAGGUGAAGCUGAUGCUCGUCGGUCACGAGCACGUCGUCGAAUGUUGCACGCUCGCACCACCUGCCGCUUACUCCCACCUGGCUACUCUCGCGGGCCUGAAGAAGCCACCACCGGCGACCAGCUCGGCCGAAUUUAUGGCGACAGGCAGUCGAGACAAGGCCAUUCGUCUCUGGGACGCCAGAGGGAAUUGCAUCAAGACACUGACUGGCCACGACAACUGGGUACGCGCUCUCGUGUUCCACCCCGGCGGCAAAUACCUCCUCAGUGUAUCCGACGAUAAGACAUUACGAUGCUGGGAUCUCGCACAGGAAGGCAAGUGCGUCAAGGUACUUGACGACGUACAUGGGCACUUUGUCUCAUGCUUGCGAUGGGCGCCAGGUAUUGUCCGCGAGGCGGUCACCAACGGUGAUGGACAGAACGGCGCCAACGGAACCCCGAGCAAGACGGCGGCAAAGCCAGCAGAAGUAUCAAUCCGAUGUGUUAUUGCGACAGGCAGUGUCGAUCUGAACGUCCGCAUUUUCGCCAACUGA